CAAUUGGGUGGUGCAUUGUUUGUAAGUUAAUGUAAAUGAACUACAAAACAAGGAAAGCAGCCAGCGAAACAACAACAACAACGGUAGCAGUCGGUGGAAAAAUUAUGUGAAACAGAAACGCAGUGCCCGUGUGUGUGUAUUGUGCAAUGGAAAACGAUUUUCAUAAAUGAAAACCUGUGUAAUGUACAACGACCAACUACUCCCACUUGUACGUGUGCGUGUGCGGGGUGAGCAGUGAGCAUUACAGCCUUAAGGGUGUUCAUGUGUGUGCGUGCGUGUCAGAUAAAGACUUCAGUAUUUAGAGUGCAGGAGGAAAGGACAUUAAUGACAGCGACCAGACCAGAGCUCGAACUAUGCAUGCAUAUAAAUUAAUUACGGAAAAGGUUAAAGGCUAAAUUGGAAAAAAGGACCGCUAUGAAGUAGGAAGAGCGCAGUUUUUGGUGUGGGUGCAUGGUAGAACACACAAAGAGGACGAAGUUGUGGGCAAUUCGCCGCGGCGAAAAGAGAAAAAAGAAGGCAGACGGCAAGCCGACAAAAGAGCACAGCGAAAAAUUGUAAAGUAAAUAACUAACAUAAUAAUUAAUAUUAAAGACUGGUAAUCAUAAAGAACAUACACACAUAUAUAUAAAUAAACACCAACGGAAGGUAAAGGCAAUAACACCACCAAAAAUGUCGGCAGCAGAGCUUGAGGCAGAGAACAGUGCCGCCGAAGAGCACCCACAGCAGCAGCAGCAGCAGCAAACACAACAACAACAACAACGUGAACAACAACAAAAUGAGCACACAAGCAACAACAGCAAUACUGCCAUUGAUGCUGAAGCGACGUCAGCGACAGACGCUGAGUCUGACGUCCACGAAACCAUUGAGACUACAAAUAGCAGCAACAACAACCACAACUAUGACAACAAUGCCAUGCAACAGCUGCAGCAUAAUAAUAUGCACCAGCAUGCACAAUUCCAACAACAACAACAGCAGGAGCAAUCCAACAAUGGGUUAGCUGGUCUGGGGCUAACGCUGAUGCAAUCAUCUCCACCACCUCAUAGUUACAGACACUCGCGUGCUUAUCGACACUUUAAGAAUCCACCGCAACCACACAUGUGUAUACGCACAACAACAGAGACGGGUGAGGAGCUCUUCAUAAACGUGUUGAGCUGGACGCGCAUUGUGAUACCGCAGGAACCCAGUGAUCCCAUACCACUCUAUGGAGGCAUGCGCGUGCCGCCAGGCAGCCCGCGCAGUCCGCCUAUUGUUUUCGCUGUCAUGGCAAACCCCGAGGUGCUCAAAGAUUCGGGUCGUCAUAGCAAAGAUCCCGAGGAACGCCGCGCUAUGGUUGAGCUAAUGUGCGAUUUUGUCGAGGCUAUGAAUCCCGGCGUGAAAUUAGUCAGGAACGCCGUGAUACUCAAGGAUCGCGACAUUUCGGGCGAGCUUAAAGACGUCUGGAAUGCCGUGCAGGCGCAGCGUGAUCGGGAGCGUGAGGAGCAGAUGCUGCAGCAGCGCCAGCAACAACACUACCAGAACAUAACCACACAGCAAAUGUUUCCCAAGUCUCCUGACGCGGUGCGAGCGGCGAGCGGAAUGCCUGCCCAUGCCGAAGCCACCAAUUCGAUGGGUCUGCAACACACAGACUCAGUGCCGGAGCAUGCCAAUGGCAUUACACUCGCCGUAUUCGCACAGCAACUGGACAAUAAAGUGGCCAGUGAGCAAAUGGAGCAAAUGCUGGCCAAUGAGGCAGCACCAAGCGAUGCUUGUGUGGAUCAAACGGAUGCUGGUGGUGUGCAACAUUUGACAAAUGCCUCGCCACCCACGUUGGACAUAGAACAGGCGAUAGCAGUGAACACAGCUGAGUCGGAAACGAAGCUCAGCACGCCCAACACCACCACUAAUGGCAUUAACACGCCCACAACUCCUGCAAUGGCCACAUCUACACCUGUUGUUGUUUCAACAUCCGCACCUGCUCCCGCACCUGUGUCCACUCCCAGUGUAACAGCAACAGCGCAGCCAGCAUCGCCCGCUAGUACGCCCACACCUACGCCCGUUGCCACGCCCACUCCCGCUCCCACACCCCCAGCACCGACGAAGAAGGAGAAACUGGGCGGAUUCCUGCCCAACGGUUGCAUUUUCCCGCGCUUCAAGAACAAUAAACACAAAGAUAAGGACAGCAACCAUAAGGAGUCGAAGAGCAAAGAGAAAACGCUUCUGAAUGCCCUUAAGAAGAGCAAAGAGAAGAAAGUGGCGCCGGCUGAGCAACCAGCUGGGGACAAGGCAUCAAAUGUGUCUGUAUCGGAUAAUACCACCACACAAUACGAGAAGAAUUGCAUCAACAAUUUGGAGUGUGAGGUGCAAAAGCUCGAUCUGAAUAAACUGGAUGGUGGUGGGAAUAGCAACAAUGACAACAACAUGUUCAUCAAAUUGAAGGUGGCGCCGAAUGCAGCGACUGUUACGGCCACAGCUGCCAAAUAAAGUAUUUUCAGGAUCAACACGUAAGUUAUAUUGCUCCCAGCAGCUAAAUACAAAAGUGAAACAAAACAAAACGCACUUGACUAGCAACUAAGCAUAGAGUCGUAGCCCCCUGGCACGAUUUGUGGGCGUGCGUAGCAUAUACAAAACUUAUAUACAAAUACCUUUAUAUAGUAUAUACAAAUCUAUAUACAAAAUAGCUGUAUCAGUCAAUUUUGAAACCAACCGACAGACUCUAUCUUUCUCCAUCUCUGACUCCAACAGAAAGCACGAAGAAUGCUAGAUAUGGAAAAAAUAUCCAGAAAUUUGAACGAAAACAUUUAAAUAUUGCGCCAUGCUCUGUAGGGGUUGUUCAAACAAAAAAUGGUCCCACAAAGAAAUGAAAUAUGAAUGCAACUAUUGGAACAAAUUCUGUUAUCAACUAGCGAAAAAAAAACCUUGUAAACUAUACUAAAAGAGGUUUAAAUCCCUAGUCCCAAAGUGCUAACAAAGGACAUGCAUUUAGUAAAAUCAUUACAAAAUAUACUGAGGAUAAAUUGCAACUCGAAUUACAAACAGGGUAUUGUGUAAAUAUCAUAAAUGUAAGUCAGAAGAUGUUAUAUUUCCACGUCAAACUUGGUACAUACUAGCUCAACGGAAAUGGGUCCCGGUAAAUUUAGCUAAAUGGUAUUAAACUAUUUGCAAAUGUAUUAAAUGACCAUUUCACAGCCUCACAUAGAAUUGUAAGUCGAAAACUGGAUCGGUACUAAGCAAUAAGACUAAUUUGCUCUUAAGUUGCACUUGGAGUUUGGCUCAGACUAAACCAAUCGCAA
Molecule: messenger RNA, 3269 nt
Organism: Scaptodrosophila lebanonensis
Lineage: Eukaryota; Metazoa; Arthropoda; Insecta; Diptera; Drosophilidae
Product: ras guanine nucleotide exchange factor R
Exons: 4
Coding region: 670-2460 (596 amino acids)
Cellular component (GO): cytoplasm
Source: RefSeq, a predicted model, not a curated record